CUCAACCAUAUAUAGUAAUACACUAAUUACAUUAGGACUAGUGUAAUUAGUGUGUGUCUAUAUCAUGAGUAUUAUGGAAUUAAGCAUCGUACACUGAGACAUUCAAAAAUCCAUUUGACUCAACAAUGUCACCACAGUACGGAGUACGCUGCGUAUAGGCUGCUGUAAGUAUGGAGACUGGUGUGGAAAGCCCUUGCAGUUUUCACAGCUGCUACAGGUAAUCUAUAAAGCGUUUCGCUGUAAUCGCCAAAUGCUUUGGGAGUGCUUUCGGGGCCUUUCGACCUCCUCCAUGCCUGUAUCCUAGGCCUGGGAGGUUCCAAACAUUGAGCUCAUCUCUUGGAAAGGAGUUACUCGAUUCCGGUAACAUUUCAAAUUGAGCUUGGGAUCGCACGGAGGUGCAUCUUCAACUACAUGUACUCCGUUAUCGGCAGAUUUUGCAUCCUGGCAAGAUGCCUAGUUUGAGCAGCAUUAGUGCAAGGAGGGGAAUGUAUGUGCAGUCUGAAACAUGAAGGCCUCUCCUCUCAGCAGGCUCGCCAAAUUUCCAUGGUUUUGAUUGCGAUGCCCUCUAUCCUAUCCUCCUUUAGUUGUACGGAGUACGGAGUAUUUAUUGAAAGUUCCAACUCCUGGAGAAAUUUUGCCGCAAAUACCGGUUGCCAUCUCGCUAGAGGGAUUUAAUCCCGGCCGCCCAGAGCGCCAUCUCUAUUGGACGGCGGGCUGAUAGUCUUGUUGUCGCUUCCAAUGCAUGCAAAGAAUGCAGCUAGUUCAACUGCUCUCAAGGAUGGUCGCCUCGCUUUCCUGAGUCAACGCCUGGAAGCCCAUCCAUAUUUGUGGCUGCAAUGGCGCGGAUGCACUCAGCGCAAUUCCUACCUUGCCGGGGUUCUCCAGCCAGGUUACCUUUCCUUGGACUUUACGCAGUACAUUCCCUCCCAAGCCAUAAGCAAAGAUAUGAAGAGGGAGGGGUGAAAAAUAAAAACACCUGCAAACAUUUUGCUGGGAGGCCUAGUCGUUGAUAUCGGCUCAUCUACCCUGCCUGAUGGGUCCACGGUAAAUCGUACUCGCUCUUCCUGGUUUGCCAGUAAAUAUUUCUCUUUAUUUUCCAUCUUGGCGUGGCCAUCUAAUUUAAACCAUCCCGUUGGAGAUCAUAUUGAUGACUUUGUUGUGGAUGCACCUUAUAGAUCUCAUUCUCCCUCCCUCUGCUUCCUCACUGCCACGUUUGCUUCGAUGGCGUUUAGCAGAGCUGGUGCUUAACUAGACAGGUGGUAGAAGAAGACGACGCUGCUAUGGACGAUCGAGGACCACCUCCUCCAGAUGGAGACGUCAACAAAGGGCCGAUGCUCAAUGCCAUAACAUGGGCCGAAUGUAGUGUUGCGCUCGUUCUAGUCCUGGCAAGAGUCAUAACAAGAACUCGUUUGAUAAAACGGUGGGGAUGGGACGAUGCCUUUAUGUGCCUUGCAAUGGCAUGCGCACUUGUGAACACCGUUUGUGUCACGAUAUGUAUCCAUUAUGGCACCGGCCGUCAUGUUUACUACCUAAACGACCACCAAAAGGUUCAAGCGAACAAAUUCAACUGGAUCUCUCAGGGCUUUCAUGUUAUGUCGACGAACUGGGGCAAAGUCUCCAUUGGGUUUUUCCUCCUUCGAAUCGUCGAUAGAGCAAAAAGGCAAAGAUAUAUCUUCUUCGGUGGUAUGGUCCUAUUGACUGUAGUCAACUCUGUCUGUGUGUACACUAUUUAUGGUCAAUGCACACCGACUACUGCUCUCUGGAAUGGCACUGGCCCCGGAAAGAAAGGCUCAUGUUGGCAUCCAAACAUCCAGAGGGAUUAUGCAUUUUUCCAGGGUUCCUUCUCUGCCGCAUCUGAUUUAGUUCUCGCUCUAUACCCUGUUUUCAUCAUAUGGCAGCUCCAGAUGGCUCGAAAAGUGAAGAUUGGUCUCACAUGUGUUCUUGCCCUGGGAAUUGUUGCUACUGCUGCGGCCAUUGUCAAAACCAUCUUUUUGGCAGAACUGGUCGCCCGCGCAGACUACACCUUUGAAACAAUAAACCUAACAACCUGGAUCUCAACAGAGCAAUACCUAAUUAUAAUCGCCGCUUGUAUUCCAACUCUGGGACCCCUAUUCACCGCCGCUACCGGCCGCACACCCUCUGGAAGACGGCCCGGUUCGUCACCCGGCUACAGACCAUCCGGCUCUCACAGUCGUCGCUAUUUCCACCAGGGAGCAAGUGGCGCCGGUGGAAGUGGACAUGCAUUCAAGAAGCACAAAGAGAGUGACUUGCUCACGUACACCAUGGAUGAUUUUACGACAACAACCGUGACGGACGGCUGGACACGGACGUCACCGCCUAACGGGCGCAGGAGCGACGACGGGAGCGAAGAGGCUAUUAUAAAAGGUGCGUCGGAUGACGUGAGUAGGGGCGAUCGAGGUGGUAGUGGUGAGCGGAGUCAUAACUCCAGGGGAAUCCUGAAGACGAUGGAGGUGCGGGUGAACUCGCAGAAUAUGGAGAGGGAUACGCAGCGGAGAGCACCUGCGAACAACAAGGUUCUGCUGCCGUGGGAGCCGACGAGUCCUGCAUGAUUAUCUAUUUGUAUCUAGGGGACCUAUUUGUACAUGCUGUUUAUUAAUUUCUCUUUUUUUUUGGGACUAUAGUUAUGCGCGUCAAGUAACUCUUGCUUUAUGUAGCCGUGUUUCUUGAUGGAACGACGCAAAAGCAAAGCUGGAUGGAUACCCAGAUAUGGAAUAUUAUUAUGUAUUUGAUGAAGUGACGAAGGCGCCUUUUUCACAAGUAUUUCCCUUCAUCGAGAUCUCCCCGUUCGGAAAUCGCAGGGAAUGGGACCUCCCACGCCACGGUAGUAAAAAACGCCUUUUUUUGAAGGUUCAAUUUCGCAUUCAAAAUUUAGUUCUCGAGCUGAACCUCAAGCGUAUGGUGACCAUGAUGGAUAGCAAUU
This is a messenger RNA of Blastomyces gilchristii SLH14081, 2941 nucleotides long. RefSeq lists its product as uncharacterized. Bases 1281 to 2570 code for a protein of 429 amino acids. Lineage: Eukaryota; Fungi; Ascomycota; Eurotiomycetes; Onygenales; Ajellomycetaceae. The record is from RefSeq and is a predicted model, not a curated record. The transcript is spliced from 4 exons.